CACCUUCAAACUUUUUCCUCGUCACCUAUAUAUAAACACCAAUUCCAGCGAAGCGUGAAAUAUCCUAAAACAUUCUCUAUCAAUCAAACGUUCAUACUUGGUUUCAGCAGCCCUCCUUAUCAUUCUCAUUCUUAGCUAAUUCCCACAACCAUUCCCCUGUUUCCAUUUUCCAGCUCCGAGGCUAUUCAUUCCGUCGCUCGUACUAACUAUCAAAUCAAGAAAUGGUUAAGGCUACGAGGUUCGUCUUUAUGAGCUUGCUGGUUUUAGCGGCAGUUGCAGCCCUUUUGCCCGAGCAAGCCGAGGCAUUGAUGCCCUAUUCUCCCCGUUCUUUCUGGGACAUGAUGCUUCCAAACGAAGACCCUUUUAGAAUCUUGGAGCACAGCCCUUUAACCGUCCCCAAAGGGGUGGAAACGCUGGCCUUGGCACGCGCUGACUGGAAGGAGACGGCGAAGGAGCACGUGAUCUCGCUAGACGUUCCAGGGAUUAAGAAGGAGGAGGUCAAGAUUGAGGUGGAAGACAACAGGGUUUUGAGGGUGAGCGGAGAGAGGAAAACUGAAGAGGAAGUUGAAGGGGAUAAAUGGCACAGGGCUGAGAGGACUGUUGGCAAGUUCUGGAGGCAGUUUAGGCUGCCUGGCAAUGCUGACUUGGAUAAGGUGCAAGCCCAUCUUGAAAAUGGGGUGCUGGAAAUUGUUGUGCCAAAGUUGGCUGAGGAGAAAAAGAAGCAGCCUAAGGUGAUCAGUAUCGCUGAGGAAGCCGGGAGCAAUACUGGCGUGGAUGUUAAGGCCAAAAGGGAUGAGAUGUAAUCAUGUCAGCGCCAAAAAUAUCAUAGUAACUGGCGUUUCGUGAACUUGCUGGUUUUCUGGUUGCCUUCGAGUGUUCUCGGGUUAUCAACUGGAAAGCUGAAUAGUAGAUCGCGUAAUUGGGUGUUUGUAUGUUGAAAAUGUAACGUGUUUGUAAUUUACCGAUCAUGAAAUAAAGUUAAUAGCUUUACGCUAAUC
Coffea eugenioides is the source of this 998-nucleotide messenger RNA. Its product is annotated as 22.0 kDa class IV heat shock protein-like. Bases 222 to 803 code for a protein of 193 amino acids. Gene Ontology annotation, biological process: response to heat; response to salt stress; response to hydrogen peroxide. The record is from RefSeq and is a predicted model, not a curated record. The transcript has a single exon. NCBI's taxonomy places the organism in Eukaryota, Viridiplantae, Streptophyta, Magnoliopsida, Gentianales, Rubiaceae.